Nothobranchius furzeri (turquoise killifish) is the source of this 4843-nucleotide messenger RNA. RefSeq names its product pleckstrin homology domain containing A4 (gene plekha4). The record is from RefSeq and is a predicted model, not a curated record. Lineage: Eukaryota; Metazoa; Chordata; Actinopteri; Cyprinodontiformes; Nothobranchiidae.
UCCCUGAUGUUCCACUUUCUGGCCCUAACUCCUUUUCUUUGUGGUUUUGUGUCUUUAGCCGUCUACAUUACAGUUCUCUACCCUUGUUUUCUGAGCUGACCUCUCAUACCAGCCCAUCCCCUGCUGCCAGAUUGGUUUUCACACAGUCCGAGCCCCUCCCUGUUUCCACAGCGACGCAGCUGUCACCUGUCACUUUCCUGGUGGGGAUGCGCACUAGCCCAUGAUGGCUCAGAAUAGAAUUGUGGGAGAGUUUAGCUGAAAGUGGGAGAGCAGCAACAUUAAGUGUUCAUUAGGGCUCAACGGUUCACCAGGACAAUGAAUAAAUAAAUCCCUUCUACCUGGGAAUUGGUUUUAUGUUCCUGCGACUGACGGACCACUUCUAAUGACCAAGAUCUUGGUUCUGAUUGAAUGGACGAGCAGGACAGAGUAAGUCAAGCAUCCAGUGUGGCAACAAUUUCUUACUUUCCUGUCGUGAAGGAAAGCGAUGGAAAGGUGCAGACAUUUGGGAAAAGAUGUCAGUCUGCAAAAAGAGAUCCCAACUGCUCCGUGGUCAUCAGAGGAUGGCUCAACAAGAAAGACAGCUCUGGUUUGAAGCUUUGGAAGAGAAGAUGGUUCGUCCUCUCCAACUUCUGUCUGUAUUACUACAAAGACAGUAGAGAAGAAACUGUGCUGGGGAGCAUCCCACUACCAAGCUACAAAAUCCUGUUCUGCACACCGCGAGAAUGCAAGAACAGGAAGUUCACCUUCAAGGUGGUGCACCAGGGAAUGCGGUCAUACUUCUUCAGUGCCGAUACUCAGGAGGACAUGUUGGGUUGGGUCAGAGCCCUGAGUCAGUCGGCUGCUAUGGAGCCCGACAGCACCAUGAACAGGCGUUGCUCAAGCUACCAGGAUUUCACACAGAUAGGGGGCAGCAGUGAGUCGGUGAACGGCCCAAAGUACCCUGAGGAGGAGGAGAGUCCCUCCCAGAAACACAAGCAUGUCAGUCGGACCCUGAGUGAACCGAGCCAUUUUGUUGGGAGGAAGGGGAGGUCCCAGUCGGAGCAUAGAGGGAGGUGGAGUGCUCAUCACAGAAACAGCCCCUCAGACAGAACUCCGAGCCCUCCUGACUUAGGCAGAAGAAGAGCUGCUGGUCCAAGCAGAGAGGACACCUCUCUUGUUGGAGAAAACACUCUGACAGAAGCAGAAAUCCUGGGUUCCUUAAACUCCAGAGGACAGCUGGGGUCACGACCUCACACACCGGUGGGAAGGGUUGACCUUCGACCCCUUGAUGACCCCGGUGUGCUCCAGAACCUGUACUUCGCACCGGCCUCACCAAAGCUGGAGUUUAAAUCUGCUCCUACCACGCCGCUCACAGAGAGAUGGCAUAGCCUGAGCAAGCCUGCACCCGUCUAUGGUUCUGUCCAUCAUCCAUCAACUGGGAGAAGACCUUUAGGAAAGAGCCACUCGACAGGGGCAGACUUACUGCCACCCUUGCCCCCCUCAUCGAGAGCUCCCCACCCCCCACAACACCGCCGCCAACAUCACUGCAGCCAUUUAUCUGUUUGUGCGCUUCCGCCAGCUAUGACUUCUAAAUCAGAAGUGAGAGAAUUGCCUCCGAUCCGACCUCUGGAAAGUGAUGCAGAUGCCGUGCUAACGAGGUUGUGUGGGUGUGACAAGCUGCUUCAGUCUCUGUCUGUGGAACUGACUCAGCUACAAAUGGAUAAGGAUAGUGUUCAGUGUGCAUUAGAGAUGUCCAGGCUCCAAGUGGAGGAGUGGAAGACCCAGGGGCCCCAGGCCCUGGAGGAAGCGCUGACCCAGAAGGCUUUGCUGCUGGAGGAGCUGGUGACAAUUCGAGCCAGAGUGUGUGAUGUGUCUCUGGAAAUGGAGCGAGUUUGGAAUCAGUAUGAGAGAAUGGAGAGUGAACUAUCCGUCAUCCAUUCACACCUGCAGCACAUCUGUAACUUUGGGAUGCCACAGGAGCAUUCUCAGGCUCAGAGAGAGCUGUGGAUGAUGGAGGACAUCCUUGCUGGACUAAAGGUCAAUAGAGAUCAUUUCUGUCUCCUGCUUGGACUACAAAGACCUCAUGUGUUCCAGUCCUCAGUUCCACUUCCUGGGUCCCCUGGUUCUCCCACAGGAAGACUACCAGUGUCCCUGCAGGAGUUGGAACUAGAGCCCCCGAUCCGCCCACCUUUACCCCUGGAGCUACAGGAGAGCCACCCUAUCAGGGACCAGGGCCGUGGCUGGCCCGAGUCUCCAUAUGAGGGAAUCUACUCCCAGGCUGCUGAUCCUGUAGACAGAAGAGGAAAAAUCCAGCCUGACCUCUUAAAUAUGAAAGCCCAGAGAGCUCCAGCUGAAUCUCAGUCUGGCUCAAAGUGGAUCCCAGCAGAUGCUACCGUCCAAUCAACAAAGAAAUUAAAAACAAAGAUGAGUGAAGAAGAGCAGAUUGAGAGGAUGAAGAGGAACCAGGAGAGGGUGACUAACAAGAAGAAACCUCCAGCUUCUGCUAAGGAGCCCCAGAUUCAAAGUUCAGAAGCCAGAGAGACCCCAUUUCCUUUAAGAGUAACGCGAGUUGUUACAGCCAUCCUACCAUCCUCGCUUGUGGCUAGAAAGGUUUCUGUGGAGGAUCCGCCACCUGAGCUUGAUGCUCCUCUGCUUGAACAAAUCCCACCUGAGGCACAGCAGCUUCAGCUGGCUGAACGGAGCAAAAAGGUGCCAUGCAAGCCAAACAGAUGGCUUUUGGAGAGCCCUGACCAGGAUGAUUCAGUAAUGAAGACAAGUAGACAGCAACAUCAGGGAAGAUCCUGGGCCUCCAGGAUGGACUCGUGUCCAGACGGGAGCCCAACCGUGGAAACAGAAGCUCCAGGCAUUCAGGCUCAAGACCUAACAAACUCAGGAAGAAGCGAAGGCCUGGAUGUCCGGGCAGAGGAUCAAUUUGCCACCCCUCCUACACCCGACACGACCCAUGACCUCAGUCUGAGCCCUGAGCAGCGAGACGCUAAGCUUCGACGAGUCGAGCGAAUACGAGAAAGAGUCAUGCGCAGUGCAGUCAGAGAGACCACAGACAAUCAGCAUCCAAUCAGGGGGAGGAGGAAGGAGGUGCACCAGGUGUCCCUCGACACGGCUAAUAAUCAAAAGAUUAAAAAAGGAAAUGGAAGCUGCUUGGUUCACUUGGGUAGCACAACAGAAUGUCAGCUUCCUGGUGGAACAUCUCAGGAACAUGAAGAUAAAAAUCAACAUCUUAACAAAUCUAAAAGUCAGGUGAAGUCAGAGAACAAAACACGUCACUGUGGGAAAGCAGGAAACACUAAAAUCAAACGCCCAGAUUCUCCAUAUCACGUCUCGUCCAUGACCAUCUUUCACAAAGAUGGAGGCAACCACAGCUCAGAGGAGCAGAAGAGGGCUGAAGAAGUCACGGCUGAGGACAACAACUUCAAGUCUGAUCUGAGAGCUCAGUGGUUCCUUUCCACAAAGCAGUGGCAAGGCUUUGUACAGAUCCCCACCUCAGGACCUCUUCCAAACACGGAUGGACCAGACGCCGAUAACCGGUCUCUGGGUUGGGAUGGCAUCAUCGAUCCCAAUGAGCUGUCUUUAGAGGUGAGUGAGAGCCUGAAGAAAAUGAAAGAGAACCAUUCCCUCUUCUAUAAGAUUGCGUGUGACAUCAGUAUUUCAGACUCAGACAUCACAAAGAACGAAGAUCAACCAUCAUCAAGACCAGAUCAGGAGGAAGAGUUAGUGAUAACUGAAUCAGAGCCGACUGGCGAUGGAACGUCAUGCGUUCAGAGGUCCAAGCAGGAUUCGCCAUCAGAUGAAAGUAUUGUUGUUACCAAAACUCAAGAAUCAACACAUGAAAUCCAGGACCAGGUUUUAGUGGAGUCGGCACAUGUUCAUGAAGAAAGUACUCCAGAAGAAUAUGAGAACAAAUCUGAGCUAAACAUUUCCAAACCUGGCGUUCAAAAAAUAAAUGGUAAUCAGACUUUGGAUGACCCUAACCCUAUCCCGAUCAAAGAGCAAACGUGUUUGAAGAAAGAUGUAGAAGACCAGACUGAGGACCAAGAGAGACAAGAAGUACUAAAAGAACGGAUACAAUUAAGUAAGGAAGUGAGAGAGCAAGAUGAAGGCCACAAACUCUCCAUCAAUCCAUCCAACACCAGGUGUGAUGGGGGAGGUGUGAUUAGGAGCGCCUCCUUUGGGAAGCCAAGGGUUACGGUAAUAAAGACAAGUUUGUAGAAGUGAAGAAGGGGCAUAUUUAUGGGUCAGAAGAAUGAUCACUGGAACAAGAAAGAUGAGCUGUGUGAACGAGAUUGGGUCCAACUUUGAGUUAUGAUAUCAGAAAAAGGCGGGAUCUUUGGUAAUCUCAAACAUUCUUUAGAAAAAAUGGAUAAACAAUUGCAUGUCUUCAUGCAUGUCAAAACAGAAACUAUUUAUUUAAGUUAACAAUGGCUCAACAAAACAGUGAUUUGUAAAAGACAUUCCUCCCUUACAUGUUUCACUCUUCUUUUUUUUUAUUUUUGCCACUAAAAUGUUUCAGAUAAGCGAAUAAUUUCAAUAUCAGACAACCUGAGAUUAGGUAAAAAAAAGAAUCUAUUUUUCAUCUAUUGCAGGAUAAAGCUUUCCCAAUUAACUUGUGUGAAAAAACAAACCCACCUCAAAGCAAAAACAAAACAACUCUGGAAGGGGGAAAUGCACGGAUGGUGACCAACAGCAGCUGAGGCUAACACUUUGAUUCCUCUUGUUGUUUUUUUUCUAACAGAAACCAUGAAUCCGAUUUUAGCUGACAGCACAUGUCCUGCCUUUGCCCCUGCAAAAACACUGUUUUGUAUCUCAAAUGUCCUGAAUAAUAAAUAAUAAACUGUGUGCUACAUCA